This is a messenger RNA of Anolis sagrei ordinatus, 722 nucleotides long. The record is from RefSeq and is a predicted model, not a curated record. Lineage: Eukaryota; Metazoa; Chordata; Lepidosauria; Squamata; Anolidae.
AGAUUCUUAGUAAAAAAAUUAAAAAUAUGAAGGGUGCAUACAAGAGGGAACUGUCAAAGCUGCAAAAAUCAAAGUUGUCUGGAGUGGGCACCAAUAAUGUGCACAAAAUCAGAUUUCCGUACUUCAAGGAGAUGGAUUUCCUUAGGGACUCCAUGCAGGCAGAUGAAAGUAAGGAUACCAUCAACCUCAGCAUCUCCCUUGAAAAUGACAAGUGUAGUCAACCCAUAGUUACAGAAGAAAGAGAGGACUUGAUGUGCACUGAAGCAAGUAAGUUCCAAGAGUUAUCUUUUACCAUAAUUCAAAGCACAGAGCCAAAUACCCCGUCAUGUAGCCAUGACACAAUGAACUCAGUAAGUAAUUCAGUAAUGCCAACAAACAGUCAGUGGUCAAGUCCUCAUCCGAGGGACGAUGGAGUUACAGUCGACAGACAGGAGAAUAAAAGAAAGCGACAGAAGACAUCGCUUGUGUCAUCUCCCUCUCUUCAGUCCGAGCUAUAUAAGAAGGCUGUGGACUACCUGGCAAACAAGCAAAGCAACACCCCAACAUGUGUAGAACAAAAUUUCGGUAACCACGUCACUCUCAGCUUAAUGAAUAUUAGUGAAGACUUGUGGGAAGAAGCAAAAUAUGAAAUACAGGGUAUCUUGUUGACAUAUUACAAACAGUCAAGGACCAAUAAGCAAUAAAUUAGCAUUUUGUUGGCAAUAAAGUAGACUACUGUAACA